AUGGAAGAGGUGUGCAUGGUCAGGGUGAUUCGUAAAACAGGGCAAUCCCCUGCAUCUUUAACGAAAGAAAAGCUAUAUUUUACAAGUUCUACUCAAUUAACUCCCAGAGAUAUUCAGCAAGUGUUAGGUGUUGAUGAUUAUCUCAUUAUUUCUGUGGGUGUAGAGCUGAAAGGCCCACUCUUCUGUGCAUUCCCGGCAAUUUACAACUUCGGAGACUCCAAUUCAGACACUGGAGGCAUAUCAGCUGCAUUUGUGCCCAUCUCUGGGCCUUAUGGCGAGGGCUUCUUCCAUAAGCCUUCAGGAAGAGACAGCGAUGGCCGCCUCAUCAUAGAUUUCAUAGCUGAGAAGCUGAAAUUGCCUUACUUGAGUGCUUAUCUGAAUUCACUUGGGACCAAUUACCGGCACGGUGCAAAUUUUGCGACUGGAGGAUCCACCAUCAGAAGGCAAAACGAGACCAUUUUUGAGUAUGGGAUAAGCCCAUUCUCGCUUGACAUCCAGAUCGUCCAAUUUGAUCAGUUUAAAGCACGCACCAUUGAGCUCUACAAACAAGCUAAGAACCCAUUCGAAAGAAGCAAGCUUCCGGUACCAGAGGAGUUCUCCAAGGCUCUCUACACAUUCGAUAUUGGUCAAAAUGAUCUCUCUGUUGGCUUCAGAAAGAUGAGCUUCGACCAGCUACGUGCAGCUAUGCCAGAUAUCAUCAACCAGCUAGCCUCUGCAGUGCGACAUCUAUACCAACAAGGGGGGAGGGCAUUUUGGAUACACAACACAGGACCAAUUGGGUGUUUGCCAGUGAACCUGUUUUACAAGCAUAAUUUACCAGCAGGUUAUCUUGACCAGUAUGGGUGCGUGAAGGAUCAGAAUGAGAUGGCUGUAGAGUUCAACAAGCAGCUUAAGAACAGAGUGAUCAAUCUCAGGGCAGAGCUCCCACAGGCUUCAAUUACGUAUGUGGAUGUCUAUGCUGCAAAAUAUGGACUCAUCAGCAAAGCCAAGAAUGAAGGAUUUGCUGAUCCACUGAAGAUCUGCUGUGGAUAUCACGUGAAUGACACUCAUAUAUGGUGUGGGACGAAAGCAAUGGUAAAUGGAAAAGCCGUGUAUGGUGCUUCUUGCGAGAAUCCCUUGAAAUAUGUAAGCUGGGACGGUGUGCAUUACGCUGAGGCUGCUAAUCAUUGGGUUGCUGAUCGGAUACUCAAUGGUUCUUUGUCAGACCCACCAAUUUCAAUUACUCGAGCAUGUUACAGGCACUAAAAGGUAGGUCCUGCCACAAAUUCUAGCUACAAAUUAACUUAUCGAGCAUUCCCAAAGGAAGUGAUGUGGCAAAUUGCAAGCAUAAAUGGAGCUUAUUUCUGUGUUAGAUCAGGAAUGCGCUGCGCACAUAUCUAAUUACCAGUGUUGUUGAGAAAUAUGUGCUUGCAAAAUGAAACUGCAUUAUUCAACGUUCUUGCCUCUUUUAGCAAGUGAGCUUUUUUGUG
Messenger RNA from Prosopis cineraria, 1469 nucleotides. Its product is annotated as GDSL esterase/lipase At5g14450-like. Lineage: Eukaryota; Viridiplantae; Streptophyta; Magnoliopsida; Fabales; Fabaceae. The record is from RefSeq and is a predicted model, not a curated record. The transcript is spliced from 7 exons. Gene Ontology annotation, molecular function: hydrolase activity, acting on ester bonds. The coding region runs from base 1 to 1245 and encodes 414 amino acids.